Molecule: messenger RNA, 2196 nt
Organism: Adelges cooleyi (spruce gall adelgid)
Lineage: Eukaryota; Metazoa; Arthropoda; Insecta; Hemiptera; Adelgidae
Product: solute carrier family 23 member 1-like
Exons: 12
Coding region: 194-1888 (564 amino acids)
Biological process (GO): transmembrane transport
Cellular component (GO): membrane
Molecular function (GO): transmembrane transporter activity
Source: RefSeq, a predicted model, not a curated record
GUAUUAGUAAUAAUUACAUUGUUAUCGCAGCUGAACGAUUACUUGUCUGAACAGAAUAAUCAUGGAGUCUUCAAUUAUAUUUAAAAUUACAUAAAGUGUACACAUAUUACAUUUAACGACCAACUAAGGACUGUGGUUAGUUUUACUUUAGGUGCCUAGGUCCUGUUGUUUUCUAUUAAUCUUGCUUUUACACAUGGACGAAAUAGAAGUAGUGCAUGAAUUCGGUGCCAUAGAGCAGAUAGACUUCUUGGAGAGCACGAAAAUGAAAAACAUGGAUCACCAUUCCUCCAAACCUCUGGUCUACUGUGUCAACGAGAAGCCGCCUGUAUGCCUAACGCUAAUGCUAGCUAUCCAAAACGUCGUGACAACAAUAGCAGGCGCACUGGUCAUAAUCAAUAUUUUAUCACCCAAACUUUGUAUUUUGCCUGAAGAUCCGGCUCAAGCUUACCUACUGUCCACCACCAUUAUGAUGGCCGGCAUAAGUACUUUGUUUCAAACCGUGUUAGGAGUGAGGCUACCGAUCAUACAAAACAGUGGAUUUGCUUACAUGAUUUGUUCUCUGUCCAUAAUGAACAUACCAAAAUGGCAGUGCGUAAAAGAAGUGGAACUUUUUUCAAUGGGUCCCGAAGCCAGGACUUUAGAAUGGCAACUUCGAAUUCGAGAUCUCCAGGGGUCCAUAAUCAUAAUCAGUAUUAUUCAAAUGUUAUUAGGAUACAGUGGUUUUGUCGGAAAAUCAAUGAAGUAUAUUGGCCCUCUGACUAUAGUGCCUACCAUGUGCAUUGUAGCGCUGACAGUAAUUGAAAGAGGAGUGCACCUUAUGUCUGGCAACUGGACCACCUCGCUCGUAACAUUGUUCUUCUUGACGUUGUUUUCCCAGUAUUUCCGCGAGAUUACUAUUUCCAUACCAGUUUUGUCGACGGUUAAAGGUCUGGUGUACACAAAGCUGAAGAUUUUUUCAUUAUUUUCGGUGAUGUUUAGUGUGGGAAUAAUGUGGAUCGCUUGCAUUUACAUGACUUCUAAGAACGAAUUGCUACCAACAGAUCCAGCCAAUACAGAAACAAAAUCCGGAGUUUUUCACAAUGCACAGGUGUUUCGACUACCCUACCCAUUUCAAUGGGGAUUGCCUUUGUUUAGUAUGAGAUCGAUAAUAGCUUUGCUGCCUGCUCUUUUCACCAGCAUCGUAGAGUCCAUCGGCAACUAUUACACAUGUGCCAGAUUUGCUAAUCUUACUUUACCCCCAUUAAGCGCUAUUAAUAGAGGUAUUGGAGUCCAAGGAAUCAGUUCAAUUCUCGCAGGUCUACUGGGAACGGGAACUGGUAUUAGCGCGUCCAGUGAAAAUGUAGGCAAUAACGGCAUUACCCAGGUUUGCAGUAGAAUCGUUAUUCAGUAUGCUGCAGUUAUUUUGAUUUUCAUUGCGCCGUUUACAAAAUUAGUAGCAUUGCUCAUUACACUACCGGAUCCAGUUCUGGGUGCAUUGAUGACGGUGUUACUUGCAAUGGUAGCUGCAGUAGGUUUAUCUAAUCUACAGUUCAUAAAUCUCAACUCGAUGAGAAAUCUAUACAUUUUGAGUAUGUCAAUGUUCUUUGGAUUGGCUGUUCCCAAAUACGUUUCGACACAUGAAAAUCUGAUAAAUACCAAAUUCGAAUUAUUAAACCAAACCUUGUACGUGUUUAUGUCAUCCGGUAUGUUUAUCGGUGGGCUAGUUGCCUUCAUAAUGGAUAACACUAUUCCAGACGACAGUCAAAAUAAGUUAAAAACGAAUUUAUACUACAUAAACGAAGAUGAAGCAAGUUACAACAACGGUUAUGAUAUCGAUGAUGAGAAAACGUAUAAAAUUUCCGAAAGACUAUUCGAUAGAAUUCAAAACUUUUUAACAUUUUUCGUAUAAGUGUAACAUCGUUUUUUUAAAGCUUAACAUAUUACUUAUAAUAUUUUUUUUGUGUUUGAGUAUUAAUAUGAAUACCUACAUAAUUUUUGUGAGCCAUACAAGUAUGCUAAAACCUUAGGUGUAAUGUCUUUGGUAUUCUUUGAAGAUUUAAAAAUUAUCUCUCUAUGUUACUAUUAAUUUUAUACUUCUAUAACUGUUUUGUGUAUUGUUGUAACAUUUUGUAUUAGUGAAAUAAGAGUUAACUAUAAAUUAAUAAAUACCAUGGAAAAUAUUACGAACUUUAAUAUUAAGCUAUGUAUGUAUUUACA